Messenger RNA from Lepisosteus oculatus (spotted gar), 2871 nucleotides. RefSeq names its product transmembrane 9 superfamily protein member 5 (gene tm9sf5). Gene Ontology annotation, biological process: protein localization to membrane. The record is from RefSeq and is a predicted model, not a curated record. Gene Ontology annotation, cellular component: membrane. Lineage: Eukaryota; Metazoa; Chordata; Actinopteri; Semionotiformes; Lepisosteidae.
CGUGUGACAGCCUUUCCUCCAACGUCAGCUCCCAUAGCAAACCACAGUCCUACAGCACCACUGGCUCCCGUCUGGACCCAUCUCCCCUGCUCUCCGGCUGCUGCUGAAAACCGAUAUCAACACUUCAGAAGGACGGAAACAGCCACAAGCGCGCACCGCCAGUUUCGCCUUACCUCAGACCCAGCAGGAGAAUGAAGGUCUCGGCAUUUCUGAUUGCACUGACGUUGAUAGCCCUGCAGUCCUGCUACAGUUUUUAUCUUCCUGGUUUAGCGCCAGUAAGUUUCUGCCAGACCGAGGACAAGACCCAAGACUGCAAGUCUGAAGUUCAGCUCUUUGUGAAUCGGCUGGACUCCGUCGAAUCGGUACUGCCUUAUGAGUACGAUGCUUUUGAUUUCUGCCAAGAUGCUGACGAAAAGCGUCCCUCUGAAAAUCUCGGCCAGGUGCUGUUUGGAGAGAGAAUCGAGUCAUCACCUUACAAGUUCACAGUCAUGAAAAACGAGAAAUGCAAGAAGGUGUGCGCAAAGUCCUAUGAUCCAAGUAAAGCAGACGACAAGAUGAGGCUGGCGUUCCUCAAGAAGGGAAUCCAGCUGAACUACCAGCACCACUGGAUCAUUGACAACAUGCCUGUGACCUGGUGUUAUGAUGUCGAGGAUGGUCAUAAGUACUGCAAUCCCGGCUUCCCCAUUGGUUGCUUUGUCACGGCUAAUGGUCGAGCUAAGGACGCCUGCGUAAUCAAUUCCAAGUUCAAUAAGAAGAAUACUUUCUACCUCUUCAACCACGUGGACAUUACCAUCACGUACCACAGCGGGGAGAACGAGGGCUGGAAGGGAGCGAGGCUGGUGGGGGCCAAGCUGGAGCCCAUGAGUUACACGCACCCCAAUGAAAACGAGCCGGACUGUAACAGUCAGCCUAUGGAGAUACCUGGGGACUUCAACAGCAAGCUGAACCUAGUCUACACUUACUCUGUCACUUUUGUUAAAGAUAACAGUAUCAAAUGGGCAUCCCGGUGGGACUACAUUUUGGUGUCCAUGCCUCACACCAAUAUUCAGUGGUUCAGCAUCAUGAAUUCUCUGGUUAUUGUCCUCUUCCUCUCUGGCAUGGUGGCGAUGAUCAUGCUGCGUACCCUUCAUAAGGACAUUGCCAGAUACAACCAGGUUGACCAGGAGGAGGCACAGGAGGAGUCUGGGUGGAAGCAGGUGCACGGGGACGUCUUCAGGCCCCCCAGGAAGGGCAUGCUGCUGUCCGUCUUCCUCGGCCAAGGGACGCAGAUCUUCAUCAUGACUUUCAUCACGCUCUUUUUGGCGUGUUUGGGCUUCCUGUCCCCUGCUAAUCGGGGAGCUCUGAUGACUUGUGCUGUGGUCCUGUGGGUGCUUCUGGGAACGCCAGCAGGCUAUGUGUCUGCCCGCAUGUAUAAAACGUUUGGAGGCGAGAAGUGGAAGACCAACGUGCUGCUGACGGCGCUCCUGUGUCCUGGGAUUGUGUUUGCCGAUUUCUUCAUCAUGAAUUUGAUUCUGUGGGUGGAAGGGUCAUCGGCUGCGAUUCCUUUCGGCACUCUGGUGGCUAUUUUGGCCAUGUGGUUUGGGAUUUCUGUGCCUCUGACCUUCAUAGGGGCCUACUUUGGAUUUAAAAAGAGGGCUAUUGAGCAUCCAGUGCGUACAAACCAGAUUCCUCGCCAGAUUCCAGAACAGUCAUUUUUCACCAAACCGCUGCCGGGCAUCGUCAUGGGUGGAAUCCUGCCUUUCGGCUGCAUUUUCAUUCAGCUGUUCUUCAUCCUGAACAGCAUCUGGUCCCAUCAGAUGUACUACAUGUUUGGGUUCCUCUUCCUGGUCUUCAUCAUACUUCUCAUCACCUGCUCUGAGGCCACCAUCCUGCUGUGCUACUUCCAUCUGUGCGCAGAGGACUACCACUGGUGGUGGCGGUCAUUCCUGACCUCUGGCUUCACGGCAGUGUACCUGUUUGUCUAUGCGGUCCAUUACUUCUUCUCCAAACUGCAGAUCACGGGAGCAGCCAGCACCAUCCUCUACUUCGGCUACACCAUGAUCAUGGUGCUCAUAUUCUUUCUCUUCACAGGUACCAUCGGCUUUUUCGCCUGUUUCUGGUUUGUGAAUAAGAUCUACAGCGUGGUGAAGGUGGACUGACGGGUCUGAGCCUCUGCCUCUGCCUCUGCCUCUGCCUGUCGCUGGGAGGCCGGGAGGAGGCCAGCGCACUCUCUUCCAGGAGCAAAAUGUCUGUAUAGCACCUCGUGGAGUCCGUCUGAAAACAUCCUGUAUUUAAGAUACUUCUGUAAAGAAGUCUGUUGACUUGUUUGUUGAAAAAUGUAAAUUUUUUUUUAUCUUCAUAUUAAUAUUUUUAUUUUCAAUUGUCUGUCUUGCACCUUAAACUGGUGUUGCCUGCUCAUGUUGACUCCAAAGAUGACAUAAGGGGAAGAGACUCCUUGUUUUGCAAGAUGCUUUGAGUGGAAGUACAUAUUUGUACAGUGCGUUUAGGACCAUGCGUUCUUCAACUUAUUUUAUCAGAAGCCCUGAAAAUCUUUAAGCUACUAUUAUAAUUAUUGCACCUACUGUAGUUGACUUGCAAAAAAAAAAAUCUUUCCUUGGAUUCAUACACAAAGAAUGUCUGCGUACUCGGGUAUUGUCAAUUAAAAUGUGAUUUUUUUUUUCCAGUGUCUUUUCUGUCUUCUGUCGGGAGUGAGAGGAGUAGCAUUGAAUACCUGUACAUAGUGCCCUGUAUAAUUUUUUAAUAUCUUCUUUUCUUUACUAUGCCAGUGCCCAGUCUCAUAUCUGUUUGCUUUUUCUCGUUAUUUUUAUUGAAUUUUUAUUGCUGUCCUUCGGUUAAUAUGAAAUAAAUGGCACAACCUUGAUUACAAAGACA